AUGGUAAAAAUCACCAUGGUGACUCUCCACUGUCUUCUAGGAAAGUUUCGUGCAACCCUGAUGACCAAAGUACAGAUCCUAUCACUUAGGCUGCUGGGAAAAGCCAUCUUUGCAUUGUUCCCGGGCCCUUCUCUCCGCUGGCGGCAGACCGCUCGCCGCCUGCCUUCCCUCCCUCUCUCCAGCCGCCUUGGAACUCUCGCUUUCUCUUUGCCCGCGACACCCGCUCACCGGCGCCCCACCGUGUCAGACAUGGCCGUGGACACCGGCUCACAGAUCACCACCAAGGAUUUGAAGGAAAAGAAGGAAGUUGUGGAGGAGGCAGAGAAUGGAAGAGAAGACCCAGCCAAUGGGACUGCUAAUGAGGAAAAUGGGGAGCAGGAGGCUGACAAUGAGGUAGAAGAAGAAGAAGGUGGGGAGGAAGAGGAGGAGGAGGAAGAAGGUGAUGGUGAAGAAGAGGAUGGAGAUGAAGAUGAGGAGGUGGAGGCAGCUAUGGGCAAGUGGGCAGCUGAAGAUGAUGAGGAUGAUGAUGUUGAUACCAAGAAGCAGAAGACUGAUGAGGAUGACUAGACAGCAAAAAAGGAAAAGUUACUGAAAAAAGGCCACCGUG
This is a messenger RNA of Jaculus jaculus (lesser Egyptian jerboa), 607 nucleotides long. RefSeq names its product prothymosin alpha-like. Gene Ontology annotation, cellular component: nucleus. Lineage: Eukaryota; Metazoa; Chordata; Mammalia; Rodentia; Dipodidae. Gene Ontology annotation, molecular function: histone binding. The record is from RefSeq and is a predicted model, not a curated record. Bases 1 to 567 code for a protein of 188 amino acids. The transcript is spliced from 2 exons. Gene Ontology annotation, biological process: negative regulation of apoptotic process; positive regulation of transcription by RNA polymerase II.